AUGGAGCCAACGAGCCAAGCUGCACCUGCCGAUGUCACACCUCCUUCAGACGCCUCACCAGCCAACUUGGCCGACCGGCAGCCGCAAGGUGAGGCAGGGGUUGAGCUCCAACGCUCAGCCCAGCCACAACCCCAGACUGUCCAGUCAACCAGCCCUCAGACAACACCGGCUCGCCCCCAAUCCCCUCGGCCACAGGCCCGGACCGAUGCGCCAGCGCAACAUCGUCCAGGCCCCCCAAUCGAUGAGCGGGACAUCUUCGUCCCAAUGCCGGCCCCAACGACUCAUGGCGAGGCCGAGGCUGGGGUGCGGCGGAAGCUUCCCAUGUCCGGCUUGCCGACAGCGGCGGAACUCGACGAGUCGGUGACGUUCUUCCACCGGUACUUCGGCCUUUACUUCCUAGUGGCGCCUGCGCUGGAGACGCCAACCCUCCCCACCAUCGUCCUGAAGGUGAGCAGCCGGCUCAACAUCUCCUAG
Molecule: messenger RNA, 474 nt
Organism: Colletotrichum karsti
Lineage: Eukaryota; Fungi; Ascomycota; Sordariomycetes; Glomerellales; Glomerellaceae
Exons: 1
Coding region: 1-474 (157 amino acids)
Source: RefSeq, a predicted model, not a curated record